CUACACUACUACUAGUACUAUAUACUAUUAGUAUUAUAUUUGCAUGCAAUAUAUAUACCAUAGCAGAAACACGUAACGUUACAUGUAUUUGCUAUUCGUGCACAUUUUAAUCGACAAUAAUAAAUAAUCCAUCUACGUGAUCUAUAUUAGAAUGUCCUUAGGGUAGGGUGUAAAUACAUAGAAUAUAUCAUGAAGUUCAAUAUGUGUAAAAUUUUAAGAAAUUUGCCAGAAGUGUACAUUUAAUUCAUAGGAUUUGUUUUGAAAUUAUCCCAAUUUAUCUAAAACCAUCAAAAUAUUUUCUGAUGUUGGGUAGAUGACGCAAAGUUGUAUUUUACAAUAAUAUUUUGUCUUUGAUAUCUCUACAAAUUAAUGAUAGCCAUUUCCUCAUAAAGGUAGUGUUGUGAAUAAUGCGCGUAUGAAUAUUUAGAAAAGUACGUACGUCUAUCUGAACGGCUGGGAAUUCUGACAGAAAUGAAAAUAUAAAAUCAACUUCACAUUUGAAAAUGUAUCAGGAUAUGAACUGCAAAAACUUAACGUCAGCAUACUUGCCAUGAAUUGCGAACGCGCCUCAUGAAGUAUUACGGCGUAAAGAGUCGUGUACGUUAUUUGUACCUGUGUGUGCCUCAUAUCAUCAUAAUGUAGUUUUGUACAUAUUCCACCAUUUAAACAUCACCUGGAUUUAAAGUUUUAUUUUUAACAUAUAUCGACCGAUUGACACUUAAUGAAGAACAUUGGAUAUUCGCCAAUUACCAUUCUAAUAUUUUUAUUAUUAGAACCGGUGAAAUAGGUCACGAGAUGUACAUCAUAUAAAGAUAAACACAUGACCCCACCUCUGAUGUGUCCAGAAGUUUGUGUUUGCCCUUCUCUUAAUUUUGUAUUCUAUAUGGAAUUUAUGAGAUUGAUGACUGUCCGUUGUCUGCCCUUGUUUAUAUAAAGGCGUUGGGAGAUGGGAUCAUAAUUCCAGAUUGUAGUAAAGAAUCUAAAGCGAUUAGGAUGGCCGAUUGUACAGAACUUCAUAAACGUCCAGUUCAGGUGUCAGAAAUCGCAUCUGUUUACAAGUGGGACAUAGUCGUGGCUUUUGACAUAGGAACAAGUUACUCAGGUUAUGCUUACAGUGACAAAAAAGAGAUCAAGACAAAUUCUGUUACUCUCAACGAAUGGACGGGAAAUCUUCCCAUAGAUUCCAAAGCUAAAGCGCCUUCUACCAUUUUGUGCAAUGAGGACAAGACGUUCCACUCGUUUGGUCACGAUGCAGAGAAAUUUUACGCCGAACAGGCCUCGCACAAAGCGCAUACCAAAUGGUAUAGAUUUCGGAACUUUAAAAUGGCACUUUAUCAUGAAAAGGAUAUUGGGGAGACUUUUGAAAUUCAAGAUGACAGGAAAUCUACCUCCAUGCCAGCAAUAGACGUGUUUGCGUACGCGAUACAGUCCCUGAAGAGUCAUUUUGAAGAAGCUAUCACAGACCGAGGGAUAACGGCCGACUCUGACAACACCCUCUACGUCAUAACAGUCCCUGCUAUUUGGCCAGAAUCUGCAAAACAGUUUAUGAAGAAAGCUGGAUUGAAGGCAGGAAUACCAGAACACCAGAUUUUACUUGCACUGGAACCAGAAGCAGCCGCCCUUUAUUGCAAAACCUUAGAAGACCAUACCCUUACAAGAGAUUUUUCUCCAGAAACAAAGUAUAUGGUGUUAGAUAUGGGAGGCGGAACUGUGGACUUAGUUGUGCAUGAAGUUUUGAAGAACGGGUCAUUAGUCGAGGUGUAUAAAGCAUCUGGAGGUGACUGGGGAGGAAAUAUCAUAGACGCAGAAUUCGUCGCAUUCCUCAAAAAAUUCUUCGAAAACGAUAAAUGUUUGGAAGAACUGUGGAAUUCAGCCCCUGAAGAUGCACUGGAUUUUGAAAGAGACUUCGAAGCGAAAAAACGACAAGUUAGCAACAGCCUCUCUGGUAAAAUACGACUUACUCUCCCACUGAGAUUGCAACAAUUUCCCAAUAAACUUGUAAAAGACCCCAAGAAGAAGGAUUCAAUAUCAUUUGCACACAUGUAUGUUCAAAAUGAAGAGUUCAAACAAUUCUUCGCUGUCAUCAAAGACAAAAUCAUUUCUCUCAUUAAAAACAUCCUGAAAGAAACAGGGAAAAUAGAUCUAGUACUACUCGUUGGAGGAUUGUCAAGUUCAAAGUAUAUUUUUCAAGAAAUCAAGCAACAUCCUAGUUUUUCCGGAAUAAAGUUUAUUUCACCCAAGGAUCCAGGUUUGGUGGUUUUGAAAGGAGCCGUUUUAUUUGGUCAUAACCCUCAGGCAGUAACAGCCAGGGUAUGCAGAUAUACGUACGGGAUUGGGGUUUUAAAAGACUUCGAUGAACGAAUUCACCCAAAUAGCAAAUGCGCCAUAGUGGAUGGCGACAAAGUGUGCCAAGAUGUACUUGAUGUCCUGGUGUACGAAGGCGAUACCGUCCAUUAUGACGAAACAAUGACCUAUACUUCCCAUAGUUCACAUCGUCAGAGGAACCAGAAAAAUGCCCUUAUAAAGAAAGAACUCUUUCAAGCAAGAGGUGUCGUCAAAGGUAAACCAACUUUCGUUACUGAUGAUGGUGUCGAGUCCGUCGGGAAAUUUUUAAACCAUCCACCUGAAGGUGGUUGGUCAGAUUUAGUGAACUUCGAAACGAAAUUCUACUUUGGUCAGACAAAUAUCCGAAUAGAGGACUAUGACAUCACAAAUAAAGUUCAAAUUAAGUGUGAAUUUGAACUAGAUGAAUACAAGACAGGUGUUUCACCUUAGCAUGUGGAGGUGGACAGGAUAAAAGGGAAGGAGAGACAGAAAUGAACCACCAAGCCUACCCACCUCAGCAAUCACACCCAAGAAACAAAAUAAGGAAUUCAACAGUGACAAACAACGCCCGCAUGAUAGAGGACGUUAAGAUACUGAAUGCGACAUCAAAACUGGGUCCCAUAAACCAAAGCAUCGCCACAAAAUAGGUAUUCCAAGUCUCCAAACACAAGACGGUUUGCUAAAUUUACUACAUCAUGGGACUAAAGACACAGUGACGUUACAUGAUGGUGGUCGAUGACAUCGUCUCGUUCCUCCCAAAACACCACCACCUGGUCACCUGGUGUGGUUACUACAGUGCCGUGUAUAUCUACAUACAUUGUAUAUCUAACAACAUUAAAAACAUGUUGCCAUCAA
This is a messenger RNA of Ostrea edulis (European flat oyster), 3180 nucleotides long. RefSeq names its product heat shock 70 kDa protein 12A-like. Bases 994 to 2775 code for a protein of 593 amino acids. Gene Ontology annotation, molecular function: ATP binding; ATP-dependent protein folding chaperone. Lineage: Eukaryota; Metazoa; Mollusca; Bivalvia; Ostreida; Ostreidae. The transcript has 5 exons. The record is from RefSeq and is a predicted model, not a curated record.